Messenger RNA from Lichtheimia ornata, 201 nucleotides. RefSeq lists its product as uncharacterized. NCBI's taxonomy places the organism in Eukaryota, Fungi, Mucoromycota, Mucoromycetes, Mucorales, Lichtheimiaceae. Bases 1 to 201 code for a protein of 66 amino acids. The transcript has 2 exons. The record is from RefSeq and is a predicted model, not a curated record.
AUGUCGAAGAUCGAGAAAAGCAAAGGGACAUGUUUACCCGGCAGUGUAACGCGGCAAGUCAGCCGCCCCGAAGACCCGCCUUUUCCGGCGCAUGUUACGACAUAUAUAAGAGUGGCGUGCUCGUCAUCAUUCCCCAUCUUAUUCUUGUUCAACAAUUUCAUGUUGUUCUCGCUUACUCUCUUUGCAUGUGAGUACCUAUAA